Messenger RNA from Aphanomyces astaci, 1425 nucleotides. RefSeq lists its product as hypothetical. Gene Ontology annotation, biological process: microtubule-based movement. Gene Ontology annotation, cellular component: centrosome; spindle; kinesin complex. Gene Ontology annotation, molecular function: microtubule motor activity; ATP binding; ATP hydrolysis activity. The record is from RefSeq and is a predicted model, not a curated record. Lineage: Eukaryota; Oomycota; Saprolegniomycetes; Saprolegniales; Verrucalvaceae. The transcript has 8 exons. Bases 1 to 1425 code for a protein of 474 amino acids.
AUGAGAAACCAGGUCGACGACACGCGCAACAAUUUGGACAAACGGACGGCGCGGACGCGGCAUGCCGAAUGGUUCAAGAAAGGAAUCAACCAACUUCGCACCGAGUACCUUGCGCGCGCGCCUGUGGAUCCUCAGCCGUUCCUGCAUGCGGUACAAGUGUUCGCUCGAAUCCGCCCAAUGUUGGAGCAUGAAGUCAGACGAGGAGAGUACACGACGAUUUCAUGCGUGGGUCAAAGCACGGUGGCCGUCCACAAUUGCCUCAUGAAGCCAGAUAUGGUGCACAAGUACAUUGACACCCAUGCGCAUGAGUUCAGUCGAGUGUUUGACGAGUCCACGCCGACGUCGACCGUCUACGAAGUCGUCGCGCAGCCGCUCGUGCAGCAUGUCCUUUCUGGUGGCGAGUCGGUCUGCAUGAUGUACGGGCAAACCGGGUCAGGGAAGACGCACACCAUGACGGGGUUCCUUACCGACAUGGGACGGGAUCUCAUGGCGCUGUCCUCGUCCAUUGAAAUGACGGCGGUGGAAUUGGUCGGGUCCAAGUGUGUGGAUUUGCUGCACGACCGCAAAAAGGUGCUCAUCUGUGAAUCCGAGGAAGACCAAACCAUCCACUUGGUGCAUUCCGCGUCCAAAGUCGCCACGUCCGUGCCGGAACUGCUCGCGCUGUUCCAUGAAGCCGUGAGCCGCCGCGCCACCGAGUCGACGCAGGCAAACACAGUGUCGUCUCGGUCGCAUUUGAUUGUGUUUUUGAAACUCGUGGGCGCGGGCCCGCCCUCCGAUGGCGGGCAGAUGGUGCUCUUGGAUCUCGCGGGCAGUGAGCGCAAGGAAGAUCAAUACACAAACGACAAGCAGCGCCAACAAGAAACGAUUGAGACCAACAUGAGCCACUUGGCACUCAAGCAAUGCCUCUUGGCCAAAGAACAGAACGGACACGUGCCAUAUCGCAACAGCGCCCUCACGCGCAUCCUCAAGAACAGCCUCUGGGCCACGCACAAGGCGUGUCAAGCGGCGAUUGUCGUCACGGCGUCGCCGAUUCCAGCCGACACGGAGCACACGCUUUGCUCGUUGGUGAACGCCCGCCGAAUGGUCGAAGUGAACCCGACGGUGGCGCAGUCGGUGCUGGAGAUUGUCGAAACCAGCGACGCGAGGCAGGUCAAGCUGUUCAAGACGUUCUCCCACGUUGAAAUCCAAGCGUGGCUGGGCCGAGUGUCCAAGGGGGCUCUUCAAGCGUACGUGGACAACAUCAAACCAGCCAUCACGGGCGCCGCCAUGCUCCGGCUUCCUCCGGCACGACUUGCGCAACUGUGCAAUGGACACACGGGCCACGCCAAGCUGCUCCAGCACGCGAUCAAGGAAGUCAUAGCCAAAGAGCAAGAGGACAAGGCGAGAGAGAGGGACAUGCGGCGGGCUAAUCACGCCAAAAAGUAG